Erinaceus europaeus (western European hedgehog) is the source of this 2380-nucleotide messenger RNA. It is a transcript of the gene RCOR2, whose product is annotated as REST corepressor 2. Gene Ontology annotation, cellular component: transcription regulator complex; histone deacetylase complex. Gene Ontology annotation, biological process: negative regulation of DNA-templated transcription; regulation of transcription by RNA polymerase II. Bases 539 to 2158 code for a protein of 539 amino acids. The record is from RefSeq and is a predicted model, not a curated record. The transcript has 12 exons. Lineage: Eukaryota; Metazoa; Chordata; Mammalia; Eulipotyphla; Erinaceidae. Gene Ontology annotation, molecular function: transcription corepressor activity.
CGCGAGGGUGCGAGGCGGCGUCCGCCGCGCGCUCCGCCCGCCUCCCCGCAACUCUGCCCGGCGCCGCGCGGCGCGCGUCCCGCUGCCCCCGGUGCUGCCCUCCCGCCUGCCGUCGCGCGCGGGGUCCGGCCGAGACACGGGGGUCCCCGCUCGGGGGCCCGGGUGCAGCCCGGAACGCCGAGCCCGGGUGGGGGGGGCGCCCCUCGCGCCCGCCCGGGAGCUGCGUGGGCCGCCUGCCCCGGCGCCCCCCGGGGGCAGGGCGCCCCGACUGUUCCGGGGGGCGUCCCCCCCCGACCCCGCGGAGCGCACGGAGCGAGCGCGCCCCAGCCGCUCCGGACCUCGCGCGCGCCCCCCGCGCGCCCCACUUCUGCACAAACUUUUUCUGCCGCCCUCGCCCGCGGGGGUCGCGGGGAGCCGGGCCGCCGGCCCCCGGCCACGCUGACCUCCGGCCUCUCGCAGCCUCAGUGGCGACCCCUCCAGGCCGGGCGGCGCGGCGCUCCGCGGGCUCCUGCGCCCCCCGGGGCGGCCGGGCGGGGGAAUGCCCUCGGUGAUGGAGAAGCCGAGCGCGGGCUCCGGGAUCCUGUCCCGCAGCCGGGCCAAGACGGCGCCCAACGGCGCGCAGUCCCCCUCGGAGGAUGACAGCAGCGAGGAGGAGCACUCCCACGACAGCAUGAUCCGCGUUGGAACCAAUUACCAGGCCGUGAUUCCGGAGUGCAAGCCCGAGAGCCCAGCGCGUUACAGCAACAAGGAGCUCAAGGGGAUGCUGGUGUGGUCGCCCAACCACUGCGUGUCCGACGCCAAGCUUGAUAAGUACAUAGCCAUGGCCAAGGAGAAGCACGGUUACAACAUUGAGCAGGCGCUGGGCAUGCUCCUAUGGCACAAACACGACGUGGAGAAGUCCUUGGCCGACCUGGCCAACUUCACGCCCUUCCCCGACGAGUGGACGGUGGAGGACAAGGUGCUGUUUGAGCAAGCCUUCGGCUUCCAUGGCAAGUGCUUCCAGCGUAUCCAGCAGAUGUUGCCGGACAAGCUGAUCCCCAGCCUGGUGAAGUAUUACUACUCCUGGAAGAAGACUCGUAGCCGCACCAGCGUGAUGGACAGACAGGCCCGGCGGCUGGGUGGCCGGAAGGACAAAGAAGACAGCGAUGAGCUUGAAGAGGGAAGAGGAGCCGUGAGUGAGGGGGAGCCGGAUGCCGGGGACCCCAAGAGAGAGCCUCUGCCUUCUCGGCCCCUGAAUGCCCGCCCAGGGCCUGGGAAGAAGGAGGCCCAGGGGUCUCAGUACCGCCACCACCCACUGCGAACCCGUCGGCGCCCCCCUAAGGGCAUGUACCUGAGCCCCGAGGGCCUGACCGCUGUGUCCGGGAGCCCCGACCUCGCCAACCUCACCCUGCGAGGCCUGGAUUCCCAGCUCGUCUCCCUCAAGCGCCAGGUGCAAAGCAUGAAGCAGACCAACAGCAGCCUCCGCCAGGCCCUGGAGGGUGGCAUUGACCCACUGCGCCCCCCGGAGGCCAACAUGAAGUUCAACUCCCGCUGGACCACAGACGAGCAGCUUUUGGCCGUGCAAGCCAUCCGGCGGUACGGCAAGGACUUCGGGGCCAUAGCCGAGGUGAUCGGCAACAAGACCCUGACUCAGGUGAAGACGUUCUUCGUGAGCUACCGGCGCCGCUUCAACCUGGAAGAGGUGCUGCAGGAGUGGGAGGCCGAGCAGGACGGGGCGCCCGCAGCACCAGCCCCCGCCGCCCCCGCCGCCCCCGCGGAGGAGGCGCGCAGGGCGCCGCCCGUGCCCACCCCUGCACCCGCGCCCGCACCCGCGCCCGCGCCGGCGCUGGAGGAGGACGACGAAGUCCAGAUCACAGCCGUGUCCACGUCGGCGCCCCGGCCGGCGCCCCCCGUGCCGCCCCCGCCCACGCCGCCCACUUCGCUGUCGCAGCCGCCGCCGUUGCUGAGGCCGCCGCUGCCCACGGCGCCCACCCUGCUCCGCCAGCCGCCCCCCCUGCAGCAGGGCCGCUUCCUGCAGCCGCGCCUGGCCCCCAACCAGCCGCCCCCUCCCCUCAUCCGGCCGGCGCUGGCCGCCUCCCGCCACGGGGCUCGCCCGGGUGCCCAGCCUCCGCCCACCCUGAUCGGAGCCCCCCUGGAACCCCCGGCCCCCUCACUCUGAGCCCGAAGGCCAUCGAGGACGGAAGGGCCCAGGGCCCACCUCGGCCGGCCUGGCCUUGGGGGGGUGGGGGUGGUGGUGGUUAGUGACCGUAGCUGGGGGCGGGAGAGGACAUGGAGCUGGCUGUUAGUGUGGGGUUGGAGGGGGAGGCGGGCAGGGGGUGCCCCCAGCGCCCCGAGGCUGAGAGGGCCAGGACAUAUGCAGACAUGGGUUUAUUUUUCAGAA